This is a messenger RNA of Fusarium verticillioides 7600, 3189 nucleotides long. RefSeq lists its product as hypothetical. Lineage: Eukaryota; Fungi; Ascomycota; Sordariomycetes; Hypocreales; Nectriaceae. The transcript has 3 exons. Bases 716 to 2803 code for a protein of 695 amino acids. The record is from RefSeq and is a predicted model, not a curated record.
CAAAGGCCUUUAGUUUGGCCAAGGGUCUCCUUUAGCAUCAACCCGCCCACUCUUCCUCCACAUUCGAGACACCAUAUGCAUCGUCCCUUUCUUGAAAGUCGACAGCUGAUCCUCUUUCUAUCCUUUCACGUCACAGGUGUUUUAGUGUCGUGUUUCGAUUCUUGAAUCUGAUUCUCUUCCACUGCCAUCGAAUCUCAAAUCUAUUCUUUGAAUUUAGAUCUUCAUUGCACGAUCGACCGAGAAGUGGCUCAUACUCUCCAUUUCUCUCACAUCUUUAGCAACUAAUUGGACACCAAUUUACUUCCUAAUCAACUCAGCCAGACGAAGAUAAAAACAUUGCGACUAUCGUUCUCCACGAUUUUGCCACUAGGGAAGAAAGGAAAGGCCUCUCUGGACAGUACGACAGCCUUUAUGCGAUCAACAAGUGCAAUCGCACCGAUAUUUGGCAUCCUCAAUCCACUUCACCAACCCCAGGGACACCGGUCGCAGAACGGGCCUGGGGUACGAAUGUAAAAGGUCUCACAUAAAGCACCGCCAGUGAAACCACCGCGACAACGCACACGAUUAACCCUCAUACGUCAUUUGUUGAAGGCGCUUUCAGGCAUUUGAAGAGAAACCGCGGCGACGACUCAAUUACAUUUAAAGGCGGCACAUAAUAAGCUCGAAUCCGGUUCCCCCCAAAGCCCCGAGCAGCACAUCAGCUCACACCGCCAUCAUGGCGAUCCCACGAGAAUCCAUGUUCCUCCCGACUAUCAAAUGCUCGUCCUGUAAUCGGGAGGUGGAAAUUUCUAUGAUGGGGGACCAUGUUUGUGCACCAGCAGCGCCUGAACUUUCCCCUCCACCAGAACGAUAUGAGGCGUAUACACCAUAUAGCCCAGCGUCUCCAGCGUCUCCUGAGAAACCAGGGCGCAUACCUUCAUCAUUAGAUGUCAAUGCAGCCAACCACUCUUUUCUGCGCCAGGGACAACUGACACCAAACAGUGAGCCGCGCAGCACAUCACCAAUUAACGAAAUGGAAUGUUUCUUUGAUGAUGUCCCGACACCACAUGAGGAUGAUUUGAUUCUACCAUCGCCGCGCCCAGUCGAUCGUCCUGGUGCUUAUGGAGGCUUUGGUGAGAAGAAGCAUGGGCCGGACUUCCAGCCUCGUUCUAUCAGCCCCAACGGAGGAGUUAACACGACUUUGUUCAAGAGAAUGGAUACCAUCGCCCCAGGACCAUUUGAUACUAUUCGCAGUCCCUCGGCGCUGUCGCCGUCUUUUCCCAAAGAAAUCACUGAAGGCGGCGAUAAGUCAGAUGACUUCCUAAGUGCAUCGCCAAAGGAUUACUUUAAUUCACGCAGAUCUGCAUCACCCACAGAUAACAGCAGCAGUAUUCCCUCCGCCCCCCCUCAAAGACCGACAAGAGAUGAUUACGAAGGGUUUGGUCGUCCUUCGACAGCUGAAGCGAGACUUCAGCCUCAGCCCUUGGGAAUGAUGAACCGCUCCGACACAUUUCCCAAGCUGGGUGUCCGAUCGGAACCCCCCUUACGAACUCCUUCUGCACCGGGUACCAAGCCUGAGCGCAAGGCAGCUGGUGGCCUUGGCCAUGCAUCCAAGCCAUCCAUGGGACCUGAUACUUCGCGAGCCCCGCCGCCGCGCAAGAGUCUCCUGCACCCCUCAAAAACUAGCAAAUAUUCAGGGUCCGUCGAUCUCGCUGCCGAAUUCGGUGUGAACAACCCCUAUCACACACCGUCAGACUCGACAUCUUCUGGAUUUUCCACUUUCAGCCACCAGAGUUACGGCAGUUCUCAAACUAGUCAGUCAAAAUCUCUACCCAGACGUGAUCCAUCCGAUCUCUCGGCUAUGGACGGCCUGAUGGAGGACCUCGAGAGCUCAAUGGAGGCUUUGGGGACCAAGGAUCAUCGAGCUGGAACCCCUUUGCGGGCCCCUUCACGCACAAGAUCGCCUCUUGCAGAGUCGCCCCUCGAACUAUCCCCCAGAGGUGAACGGCCCAGCUCUGCCACUAAAGAUGAACGCCGAAUCGAAAUGCCUCUUCAGCGAAGCGAUUCACAACCGAGACCGCUUUACGCAACUUCGCCUCAGGAUCACCUUCAAUACGACAAGGCCCCAGAAUUAAUUCGUGCGCAUACACUUCCUCCGCCUACUGCGCCUCCCGUUCGAAAGGGAUCCCAGGAUCCCGUGCGAUCCCGAGGAAAUUGCAAAGCUUGCGGCCUAGCCAUCACAGGUAAAAGCAUCUCAUCUGCAGAUGGAAGAUUGACUGGCAAGUACCACAAGGCUUGCUUCGUCUGCACAACAUGCUCCGAGCCAUUUACAUCCGCUGAGUUCUAUGUUCUCAACGACAAACCAUAUUGCGAGCACCAUUAUCACAAACUCAAUGGCAGUCUCUGUGGAAGCUGUGAGAAGGGGAUUGAAGGGCAAUACCUGGAAGAUGAAUUUUCCAUUAAAUAUCAUAUCGGAUGUUUCCGGUGUCUUGACUGUGGACGAUCUCUUUCUGAUGGUUACUUUGAGGUUGACGGCAAAUCAUACUGCGAAAGAGAUGCCUGGCGUCGAGUACAACAGCCCUACCCUCCUAUGAAGGUGCCUCCGGGGCGAUCACCGUCCGGCUCACGACCUCCCAUGAUGGGUCUUCCGGGCCAUCCAGCCCAGCGGAUGGGACCAGGCAUGGGCACAGGUCCAGGUAUGGGACUUCCACGACCUCCAUAUGGCAUGCCGCCCCCCGGGAACCGCCUUGCACCCGGUCUCCCUGGACCUUCUGGUCCUCGACCACAAAUGAACAAGCGCAAUACGCGACUUGGCAUGAUGUAACGACCUGACUAAAACUCGACCCUGAGCGAUGAUAUAUGGACCAUUACCUUAUUUGUAAUAUCACUUGUGCGCACAGAACGCAACAUACUGUUAUUUGAUUGUUAAGAUGCCGGGAGUUGGCUAGCAUUCUUUACUGUUAUUAUACCCCCUUGUUUUAGAACACCCUGCACUCUGUACAACAUCAUACAGCCUUCCCCCCCUUUCUUCUCGAAGACAACGACGUCGGCACUGGUGGGAUUAUGUCUCCUGUUCUUGGUGCCAUUCAGGGAAAAGUCUGGAGGAUGGACGGGGUUUUGGAGAUGGAGCAUUACAGGCUUCAGCAUCGUAGCAUCAUAGUGAUUCUCAAUAGGAGCUCACUCAUAAUUGAAACACAUUCAAAAGUUCAU